This is a messenger RNA of Cynoglossus semilaevis (tongue sole), 5191 nucleotides long. RefSeq names its product regulator of G-protein signaling 3-like. Gene Ontology annotation, cellular component: plasma membrane; nucleus. Gene Ontology annotation, molecular function: protein binding. The record is from RefSeq and is a predicted model, not a curated record. The transcript has 27 exons. Bases 132 to 4346 code for a protein of 1404 amino acids. Lineage: Eukaryota; Metazoa; Chordata; Actinopteri; Pleuronectiformes; Cynoglossidae.
UUGAAUUUUUUUUUUCUCGUUCAGAGGGAAAAUUUGAAGAGAAAGUCAGUUGGAUUCACCACAGACAUGAUUAGUACAGUGGUUGUUUAGCCCCCGUUAUUUACUGAUCUUUAAUAGUUUUGUUCAGGCCAAUGGAACCAAUGUCUCCCUGCAAAAGAAAAGUGCCCAGUGGUGGAGUUGGCCUUCAGCAGCAGCAGGAGGCCCAGUGGCCCACAGCCUAUAAGAAGAAGUGUACAGACAACCCUGGGAUAAGGAGAGGAACAGGACCAUCCAUGAAGGAAAACAUAAAUCCACAGGAACUACAGGGGAACAGAAGGAGAGAACAUAGACGUGAUCAGACUACUGAUCGAAGCUCUACAUCUCUCAGUCCAGGCCCUGUUUCUAUUUGUAGAAUUUCACAGACUGGAGUCGGAACCAGAACCAGAGUCAGGCCUGGAUCCUCCGAGUGUACAGAAGGGUCUGAAAAUUACCAUAAGAUUCAGACCAGUAGACCUGUGAUCCGUGAGGCUGUUAUUAAGAAAACACACACCCAGGCUUCAGUCAGAACGGUAUCCAGAGGCUCCAAACAUGUCCAGGGUUUAACCACCGCUGACCAGAACGAUCCAGGUUCUACUAAGACCCAGAAGUGGAAGAAAAGACCAAGUCAACCUCUACAGAGCAGGACCAUCGAGAACGCUACUGAGGUCAGUUCUGAGUAUACAGCAAAUACUCAGAGUCAGGCUGCAGACCUCUUUAUAGAUCAGAUCUCAGACAGUACCAGGAACUGGAGGAAGUCUGAAAGGAAAGAUGGGGGAGUUCAAACUAGAUCCAAAUCCAGAGAAAGGAGACCAGAGACCCGGAGCAGGAGAAGGAAGAAGAUACAUCCAUCUGUGUUCCUAGGGAGAGGUCAGUUACAGCUUUCGGUCACUCCAGAAGCUGGACAACUCUUCAUUCACAUCUAUGAGGCACGAGGGCUGAUGGGAAAAGGCCAGACACCAUGUGACUCAUAUGUGAAGGUUACGGUGACCUCUGACCCCAGCCACAGCAUCAGGAUGAAGACGCCGACUGUUCUCAACAGCAAAAACCCAAAAUAUGAUCACAGCUUUACACUGCUUGUCAGUGAUGAACUCUUCCUUGGCCGACUGCUGGUGUCAGUGUUCAGAAAACUACCUGAGAGCAGGUCCAGGCAGCUGAUUGGCUGCAUGAGUUUUGGGAUCGGCUCUCUAGUCUUGUCCUCUGAGCCGGUCACAGGUUGGUUCUACCUUCUCGGCGAGGAGUUUGGCUUGAGCAAGCACCUGAGGGUGACAUCACAGCGCUGCAAAAGAAGGCAACAAGAGGGCAAUGUGGAGAAGGUGCCAACCCUGUGUGCCGACCUCAGGAGGACGCCAGACUCCACUCCAGACGCUGAUCUGAACUGCAUCAUCACCAACACAACCGUUGCCGCAACCAACCUAUCUAACUGCAACACCGCCACCGCCGCCAUCACCACCACCACCACCACCACUGGACUCAAAGACCUGACCAACCACAACCCGACCGCCAGCAGCAGUCGUCCGAACGGCCGCAACCUUGCGAACUCCAACAGCAGCUCGGCUCCGACCAAACCCAACUACGGCAACUACGUCUCUCCUCUCUUCACCAAUGACAACCAGAAGUUCGCCAGGUCCCAAGACAACAACAUCAUCAGUAUCCAACGCCUGACGGUGAACGUCAUCCGAGGGUCAGAUGGGUUCGGCUUCACGAUCUGUUCUGACUGUCCCGUCAAAGUCCAAGCUGUUGACCCUGGAGGUCCAGCUUAUCAGUCUGGACUUCGCCAAGGAGACUCGGUCCUGCAGCUGAAUGGACUUCCUGUCGAAACCUGGAAGUGUGUGGAACUUGCUCACGCCAUUAGGAGCUGUCCAUCUCAUAUUGUACUGGUGGUGUGGAGAGGUUUACCUGAACUCCGACCAGGAGGAGAAACUUUGCUCCGCCCCUCUACAAAUAACGCAUUAACAGGCAAGAAAUUAUGGCCUCAGCCCAACCAGAGCAAACAAGGUCGAAGAUGGGGUCAAGGGUCAGUGGUCCGGUCCAGUCUGGCUGCUCUAGGGUCUCUGUGGAAGGACAGGAGGGAGGACCAGGAGGAGGAGGAGGAGGAGGAAGACGAGGAAGAAGCAAGGGAGAUGGCGGAGUACUCCCAACGCACUACCACACUCAAAGGCACCCACGUGACAUCAUCAAAUGGAGACAAUUACAUCAUCCUGUCACCGGUCACGUCAGGAGAACAGCACCUCCAUUCACUGUAUCAAGACAGGAACGGGACUAUCGGUCGUCUGUAUCAGACUCACCCCUGCAGAGGGCAGAAUAUCCUCCGUGACAAACGACCCGGGGCAUCAUCAGGACAGUCGUACUCCAACCGCAACUCCACCCUGCCACCGCCCCUGUCUUCUUCCACCUCAUCUGCAGCCAAGCCCAGCACCUAUGGAAACUACCAGAACUGCACCAUCGUCCAGUCCCAUCUGCCCUGCGCCGGUUAUGAAAGUUACGUCGCGCUUGCCCCGAAAACCGUCAUCUUUCCCAUCUUCGUCCAGCCUCUGGACCUGUGCAGCCCAGAACGAACACUGCUGAUGUCGGAGGAGAUGAUACUCCAUCAGGCCGACCUGCUGCCUGCAAAGGUGACGGUUUUAAUAUACAACGACCUGAUGCUGUUGACCAGAGAGGACGAAGUUGAACGCUGCAAUGUCCUACAGAGUCCACUGUACCUGAACACACUGCAGCUCAGAGAAGUGCCGUCACAUCCCCUCCACAUCUACGUCAUGCAGACCUCCUCCCAGACGUGUUACCGCUGCGUCCUCAGUCUGGAGUCGUUCAGCAUCGAACAGAAGAUCAGAGUCCGUCUGUGUCUCUACGACAACAUCCAUCGCCAGCUGGUCAGCACCGAGGCCUCGCACAGCCAUCAGCUCUCAGAACUUCCUUCCGACUUCGGUCUCCUCUCGCUCGGCCCGUCCGACCUCCUCUACCGUCCCUCCUCUCCUUACGCCUCCACCGAGGUCCCCCAUGUCCAGCCCCACCAUUACUACUCCCCCCGUGAUGACCUCAGGCCUCCGUCCCCCUUGCCUUACUCCCCCAGCUCUCCUUGCUCCUCCUCCACUCCUCCCCCUGCGCCUUUCUCCACUCUUUCUCCCUACACUUCCUCCUCCUCACCUCCCCCAAGGAACAUCUCAGCUUUACCUCUUUUCCCACCGCUGCCCACUGCGCCCUCCUCUUCCACCCACAGGAGUCCAGUCUGGAAGGAGAGAGGGAGAGCGGAGACGGAAGAGGACGAGAGAAAGAAGAGGAGGAGGCAGGAGGAGGAGAGCGAGGUGGUAGGGGAGAGGCAGCAAGGUGAGGGGGAGAGUGCCUCAGAGACAUCAGAAACCACAGGGAUCCUGCGGGGACAGAACGUCCGGUUUAGCCACCUAUAUGACAUGCAAGCGAAGCAGGACGAGGACGAUGGGAGUGAUGAUGAGGAGGAAGAGGAGGGAGGAGAUACGGAGGAGUUUAUCUCCACCUACAGACCUGCAGUUCUCCGGCGCUCGCUCUCAGAAGGUUCUCUGCUGCAGGAACCUCGGUCCCCCCGCUUCCUGUCUGACAGCACCAUCCAUCGGCUGACUCGUCCUUUGACCUUUGACACUGACCCCGAUUCGGGCAUCCGAACACAGCCUCCUUCUCCCCGCACCCUGAAGAAGCAGCUGACCAAGGAGGGCGUGUCCCUGCACCACAUGUUACUCCUGGUCAACGGCACCAAGGAGUCGGAGUUUGGAAACCUUCACCUGAGAAAGAAAACCAAGAGUCUAGCUGCUGAUGUUCGAAGUCGUCUAGCAUUUCUGCGGCGCCGUAAAAACUGCACCCGUGUCCAUGGAAACAGUUUGGAGAAAGCUUUGAAAAACAACAGGCCGUCUCCUGCAGAAGUGCUGCGAUGGGCCGACAAUCUGGAAGCUUUACUGUCCAAUCAGUAUGGCCUGGCAGUUUUUCGUCACUUCCUCCGGUCAGAGUUCAGCGACGAGAACCUGGACUUUUGGUUAGCUGUGGAGAAAUUCAAACGAAUACUGCCAGUCAGCAAGAUGGCCGCCAGAGCUACAAAAAUCUACGACGAGUUCAUUUCCACCACGGCAACCAGACAGGUAAAUGUGGACUCAUCGGUCAGGGAACUGACCAAUCAAAACCUGCGUCUGGAGAUUAAUCCCACUUCCUUCCAACUGGCCCAGAAUCAGAUUUUCAGCCUCAUGGAGACGGACAGCUACCCACGAUUUCUCCGGUCACACCUCUACGCCCAGUUGACCAAUCAGACUUCGAAUACAGCUCUGGAGUCCACCAAUCAGAGUGGGCCUGUGUCUGUCGGUCAGUCAUGACUGACAACGGGACAGAAGCUCUGAUCUGAUCAGAGGCUGUGAUUGGCUAGCUGAAAAAGCUGGAAAAAUGGCAUAUCCAAGUGCAUUGUGGGAAAUGUGGGAUGCAAUGUCGUCAUUCUUAUAGUCAGAGAAUUUCACCUCUGGAUUAAUUUGUUAUUUUUUUAGUCCUUAACAGGUUUGUUUUAGACUGAAAUAAUAGUCACUUGUGUCACCGUGUUUAUAGCUUUGAGCUCACAUUAGCAUGUGCUGUAUGUACGCACACUUUGUUUUAGCAUGCUGUGAGUUCUAGAUAGUUAACUCGCUGAGCAUUGUAGCUGCUACUAAAGAUUAGCAUGCUAACACUUUUGGCAUUUGGAUCAACAUCAACACUGUAGAGCCGCUAGCUUGUGUGUCAACACGGAACAUCCACGUUCAUGUAACAGCGGGCUAAAAAAAGUUUGAAAGUUUGACCUGAUAUUUUCAUGGCUGCGAUCUUGACAAAAGAUGAAAAUUUUUGAGGAAACGUCUUUAUUAGAACCGUUGAUCCACACCUGAGGCUCUGAGGUUCGGUCGGUGUCGCUGGUUGGAUUUAAACAGUUACCUGUACUACUUCACGCUACUACCGCAAACUGACCGUUCAUGUGACUCUGAUGUACAGACCUGUGAGACGUAGGACUAAAAAAUAACUCCUGUUUUUUAUUUGCAGAUGUUUUAAAACAGAUUUUAGAAAAAGUGUUUCUGAGUUUCUGACUCUUUUAACUGUAAUUAACCGACGGUCAAUCUGUACCUGUGUCCGUUCACCUGUUAUUGACUUGUUUGAUGAGUUUGAAGGAAACCAUCAAUAAAUUGUGGCUCUGAGAGACGCA